AUGUUGGGUUUGUUAAUUUUAAAUUUCUUUUACAUGUACGGUGUGCAGGAGGAACUGGACAAAAACCAAAUUCAACUUUUGAAGAAUGCGUUCGAUGCUUUCGAUCGCGAGAAGAAAGGUGUCAUCGGCACUGACAUGAUCGGAACAAUCUUGGAGAUGUUGGGUCACGAGCUGGACGAGGACACCCUCAAAGAAAUCAUCGAUGAAGUCGACCAAGACGGUUCUGGAGAGCUAGAAUUCGGAGAGUUUUGUUCACUAGCUGCUAAAUUCUUAACUGAAGAAGAUGAGGACGACGAAGCCAUGGUGAGAGAACUAAGGGAGGCGUUUAGAUUAUACGACAAAGAAGGUAACGGAUAUAUCACGACUGAUGUUCUAAAAGAAAUCUUCAGGGAAUUGGAUAAUACUUUAAACUCUGAGGAAUUGGACACCAUGAUUGAAGAGAUUGACUCUGACGGGUCAGGCACUGUUGACUUUGAUGGCGUUAAACCAGAACACAAUUGGUCAAUAAAAUGUAUCAUAAAACGAAACCCAUGGCACAAGAUCAAGUUGGUAAUACUUGACAAUGAAAUGCAGGUAUACAAAACGUUAAGCCGUAUUCAAGAGACCAUUGUGUGGGCAAGGCGACACAGAACAGCAGAACGAAAGCACACCAGAUAUUCCUUUAGCAAUGCACUCUUAGAGAAAACAAUAGAUAGGCUGGAAAAGAGAAAAAAUUACGUUAACGCUUCCGAUAAACCAGAUAAACCAGAUAUCAAUCAUGACAAUGACCCUCCAGAUUUUCCAGAAAAUCCAAAUCAUUUACGGGAUGGUGAAAACGUGGUAAUUACACCGCCGAAUUGCCCCCCUGGACAGGAGGCAACGAGUGAUGGCCAAUGUCGCGAUGUUUGGUAA
Messenger RNA from Diatraea saccharalis (sugarcane borer), 891 nucleotides. The record is from the annotation of a GenBank genome assembly. Lineage: Eukaryota; Metazoa; Arthropoda; Insecta; Lepidoptera; Crambidae.